AUGCCGGAUACUGGAUACUCAGGCGCGUACAUAAAGCUCUUGACUUGCCCUGACCCAAGUCUCGUCGGUGCAAUCAACGCGAGAAUUCUUCUGCACAGCGAAAAUUCUUCUGCACAGCGAAAAUUCUUCUGCACAGCGAAGAUUCUUCUGCACAGCAAACGUCUCGUUUCCACCAUGGGCUCAUCCAACACCGAGAUCACAGCGCCCGCGCCAGUUUCGGCAGUGCUGUCCAGCUCCCUUGCCAGUUUUGUCACGCUAGGAGCUGUCAUGAGUCAUGGCAUCCUUCAACAGCUUCAUCACGUUUCCCUGGGCGCAUCUUUUUUUCAGGUCGCGUGGAUCAGCAGCCUGCAAUUGGCUUGCCUGCAACUCGGCGCGGUCAUGCCAAAGCUGUGGUGCCGGGUACCUCCACGGCCUCUCAUGGCGGUUGGGACAGCCUUGUGCAUGGCGGGGCGGUUGUGGGCGAGCUUCUCAACGUCGUACGUCCAGACCGUCACAUCCGAGGGACUUUUGCUCGGGAUUGGCUCGGCCCUUGUGUGA
Molecule: messenger RNA, 537 nt
Organism: Akanthomyces muscarius
Lineage: Eukaryota; Fungi; Ascomycota; Sordariomycetes; Hypocreales; Cordycipitaceae
Exons: 3
Coding region: 1-537 (178 amino acids)
Cellular component (GO): fungal-type vacuole membrane
Source: RefSeq, a predicted model, not a curated record